GGGAAAGUUUAACAGCAGUGUUCGCCCAGGGGUACUUCGCAACGUCUCCAGUGACUACGAAAGCAUAGAAGAAGCUCUGAAUUGUAAACCAGCUUGUUUCGACAGACUACUGUACUAACGCAGACAGACAGGUGAGGAGGCGGUUUGCAUGCACUCAAAAAAGAGACCAACUCUUCUACGGCUCGUCGGCCGGCAUCGAUGUGAGUCUGUCGACCCCGCUGAGCAGGUUCUGACGACGAAACUUCAGCCCCAGUGCUGACGAACACACACAAACAGACGCCAUGCAGCUCCAUUAUUGUGGACAUGCGUGCGUCAUGGUUGGUGUGCGCUUGAUUGGCUGAGAGGCUCGCUCGCUUACCGUACUUGUACGACUCGGCCAUGUACUCCCGAACUGUUGACGAACACAAACAUACAUGCAAUGUUCCCCACCCAGCCUGUCGUCCGUUCUGACUGCCCAUAUGCUGCCUGUCGCUUCCCGGCUUACUCAACUUUUGUGUCCACUGCCUUUUCCGUUUCCAGUCAUCCAACAAAUCCGUUGCAUGCCUCAAGCGACGGCGCUCCUCGCUGAUAUUGAUUGACACAGGAGCACAAACACACACCCAGUACUUACUGUAUGGAUCGCGUCUGUCUGAGUGCGUGUGUGUCAUGUAUGUAUAUGGGUGUCUGCUUGGUACGUACCGGGUCUUGUGAGGCUUGUUUGUCAAGUUCUCGAUCUCCUCUUCCAAGCCGUCCAUGUGGUCCUCCGCAUCGAGCAGCGCCUCUUCCAGGCGAUCGACCGCCAGCUGUCCUCUCUCUGCCUGGAUUUGGAAGACUGCUAUCCCCACACCCGAGUAAUUGAGCCGUUUCUGUCACGAUAAGACAUAAAGCAGAUCAGAUGGUUACGGUGUGAAUUGUUGUGCAGUACAUUCGCCCUCCUUACUCUGGCUUCCUCGAGAUCUGACUGCAAAAGCCAACACACAAGUCCCACAACGCACCAUGCGUGAACUUGCCGUGUUGCACCAAAGCUGUUUGUUUGUGCCGUGUACCCUCACUCUACAUACCGGUAUUUGGAUCCUCUCCGUGUCAUCGGCCGUCACUUGUUUCGUCGCUUGCUCCUCAGACAUGGCCAGCCUGGUGCUAUGCCGGAGGAGGUGGCGGGACGGGCAUGAGGUGAGGGGGCGACAGGGGAUGGUCGACGAGGCAGUGGUGGCAGGGGUCAAAGGAGGGGGGGGGGGGAGCCAGUAUGCGAGAGCAUAUGGGAGAGCAGCAAUAACGUGCACGGGCAGCCGCAUAACACACGUCGAAUGAUGUCGACUGACAACUGAAUGCAGCGACAAACACGCACGAAUGCACUGGAUGGGUGCGUCGUUCUGACUGUUGUUGCAGGAUCUCAUUGGUUGCCCGUUGCGGCCUCCCUGCUCGACUCGAGAGGGAAAGCCG
Vitrella brassicaformis is the source of this 1419-nucleotide messenger RNA. The record is from the annotation of a GenBank genome assembly. NCBI's taxonomy places the organism in Eukaryota, Vitrellaceae.